UUGUCAAUUGACUCAAUUCUCACACGCAGCUCGACUCAAAAAUCAAAGCAUCGUCUUCUCCCGCCAAAAAGAUGAUGAGAGAGUUCCAAACCCCACACAAGGACCAUGCUCGACCUCCUCCCAAGCUCUCCGCUCGCGUCUCCAAGAAGACCGUUCCCAAGAAGAGCUUGAACUCUGCGUUUUCUUCAAUCUGUGAAGAUCUGCAAGUCCAGCACUCGGUGGAUUCCACUCCGAUCUUUGUGAUUUCUGAGAUCGACGAGGUCAAUCGCGAUGCCGAGGUCACCGAGAGUCUCAUGACCCUGCCAGAUCCAUCUCUCUCAGCUUCAACAGAGACCUUGUUCACCUCUGAUCUCUCUCCAUCUUUAGAGUCCACGAUUUCAAGCCAUGCCUCUUGGAGUGUUGCUAAAUGUGAAAAUGAUGGCUCAAAGUGUGGUUCUAUCGGGGCUGAGGUUGUAUCAAGCUUUCUCAAGCAAGCUCGGACUCAGGUCUUAAACUCUGCUGGUGUGGAUGCCAAAUCCAAGAAGCUUCUGGAUGCAUUGGUUGAGAUAGUGAUACAGGAUUUCCACACUGUGCCUGAAGAGAGGGACCGGAUUGCUGAACUUUCAGCAAAAGCUAAAAUACUGGUUGUGUGUUCUUUGCUAUGGAUCCUUGCAAUGGCUGUGUAUAUGGUGUUCAGCUCUGGAGCACAAAGCAAUCUUCCUGGACCACUGCCUACUUGAACUCUUACUCUAGAGGUGCAUUAAUGGUCUGAUCAUCAAGAUGAAUGGUAUGG
Messenger RNA from Fragaria vesca subsp. vesca, 772 nucleotides. RefSeq lists its product as uncharacterized. Bases 72 to 719 code for a protein of 215 amino acids. The record is from RefSeq and is a predicted model, not a curated record. Lineage: Eukaryota; Viridiplantae; Streptophyta; Magnoliopsida; Rosales; Rosaceae. The transcript is spliced from 3 exons.